Messenger RNA from Rotaria sp. Silwood2, 588 nucleotides. Lineage: Eukaryota; Metazoa; Rotifera; Eurotatoria; Philodinida; Philodinidae. The record is from the annotation of a GenBank genome assembly.
AUGGAAAAUUUUGACUGGAAUAAAGCGGUUUUCAGUGAUGAAACUACUGUUCGUUUAAAUACUCUUAAAAAAUAUUAUUGGCAACAACCUGGUGAACGCAAAGUGGUACGAACGGUAAAGUACCCAUUGAAAAUAAAUAUAUGGGGUUGUUUGUCCGCUUCAGGUUUUGGUAAAAUUGUUUGUUUCCAACACAAUUUAAAUAGUAAAUUACUUUGCAAUGAAAUAUACAGAAAUGCUCUUUUACCUACAGCUCGUGUUCAUUUUGGACGGCUCCAUGAUUGGGUUCUUGUGGAGGACAGUGACCCAAAACACAAAUCAAACAUUAGUACUGCAUGGAAACAAGAUCAUCAUAUUAAAACACUUCCGUGGCCAUCUCUUAGCCCGGAUGUCAACCCUAUAGAAAAUCUUUGGUCAUUAUUGAAAAUUAAAAUUUCAAAUCGAAAACCGAAAACAAUCAAAGAUUUAAAAAGAGCAAUUUACAAGGAGUGGAAUGAUCUUCCCAAAGAAUUAGCAUCUAAACUUGUAUGGAGUAUGAAAAAUCGUGUUGAAGAACUUAUUCAAUCUCGAGGCGAAUACAUACUCUAUUAA